AUGGCCAUAACUGGGGAGUUUGUGGCAGCCCAUUUCACCAUUACUACUGGUACUGAGACUGAUAUUUUUUGCUUGAAGUCUAUCAAAGAUUCUGUGAUAGACCCUUAUGCUUACUUAGACGCUACGUGGGACUUCAACAACUAUACAGAAGGUUUCAUCUGUAGCUUUGUGGGAGUCGAAUGCUGGCAUCCUGAUGAGGAUAAAGUCUUAAAUAUCAGACUCGCUGAUUUAAGGCUCAAAGGCCAGUUCCCUAGUGGAUUUGAAAACUGUACAAGCUUAACGAGCUUAAACCUUUCUUACAAUAAGUUUCAGGGACAGAUUCCAUCUGACAUCUGUAAAAGGCUACCACAUAUUACGAGCCUUGAUCUAUCUUUCAACAAUUUCUCUGGUGAAAUCCCGGCAAGUAUGGCCAAUUGUACUUAUCUGAAUCAUCUCAUAAUCAACAAUAACCAACUGAUAGGUCAUAUCCCACCACAAAUUGGCCAGCUUAAUAGGAUCAAAUUCUUUAAUGUUUCUAACAAUCUAUUAUCAGGGCAGGUGCCGAACUUUGUGAAUGCCACUGUUUCAGAGGACAGUUAUGCAAAUAACGAAGGACUCUGUGGAGGGCCUUUGCAAAAAUGCUCAACUCAUCGAAGCAAAUCCAAAAUGAAGUUUGAUUAUUCAUUCAAAAGUGGGUUUGUGAUUGGUUAUGCGGUCUGUGCGACUUCAGUUGUUGUUGUUUUUAUAUCCUACUGUGUGCCCUGGGUGUAUGUGGGGAAGAAGAAUAAGAAAAUUACCGUAUCAGAAAUGGUGAAGUUGAUGAGGAGGAGGAAGCAUAAUAGAACAGUAGAUGAUCAAGCAGACAAUUCACCAACUGCGGAGCUCUUAGUGGAAGGAACUAAAGAGAUUUCUUUAUUGGAGAAGAGGGUUACAAGAAUGAGCUACGCAGAUCUUCAUGAUGCAACAUAUAAUUUCAGCGAAAACAAUAUCAUCGGAGAGGGGAAGAUGGGGAUACUUUACAAGGCAUCAUUGCCUAAUGGUUAUGUCCUUGCAGUGAAGAAGUUACAUCACUCUCAUUUCCUUGAAAAACAAUUUAUAUCCGAGUUGAAGAUACUUGGUUCAUUCAGACAUGUCAACUUACUUCCACUCCUUGGAUUUUGCAUUGAGUCGAAACAAAGGCUUCUGGUUUACAAAUAUAUGCCAAAUGGUAACCUUUAUGAUUGGCUACACCCCAAGGAGGAAGGUCAGGCAAAAAUUAUGAAAUGGGGAGUGAGAGUUAAAGUUGCCAUGGGAUUAGCAAGAGGCUUGGCAUGGCUUCAUCAGAAAUGUCAUACCGUCAGAAUAAUCCACCUUGACAUUAGCUCAAAAUGCAUAUUACUUGAUAAGAAUUUCCAGCCCAAGUUAUCAAAUUUUGGAGAGGCAAUGCUGAUGAGUUCGACUGACAAUUCCUCCGUAAAUAGCGAGUUUUGGGAGAUGGCAUUUGUUAAGGAAGAUGUACAUGGAUUUGGAGUUGUGCUUCUUGAGUUGAUUACUGGGGUGGAUUUUAGCAACAUAGCUGAUUCCUCAAACAGUAUUCUUAAUGAACGGAUUGAUCAUCUUUUGAGUAGUUCUAAUUCUUAUAGCGUCAUAGAUAAGUCUCUGAUUGGGCAAGGAUUCGACACUGAGAUAUUACAGAUGCUUAAAAUUGCUCGCAACUGUGUUGAUUCCAUUCCAGGUCGAAGACCGACAAUGCUUCAAUUGUAUGACGACAUAAAAGCAAUAAGGGAGAGAUGUGAGCACGUUAAUGAUUCAGAUAUGCUAAUGCAACCUCAAAUUUUGCCUGUUCCUUCAGAAAACAGCACUGUUGAGAUUGAAAUAGCAGAGUCCUGA
Dovyalis caffra is the source of this 1848-nucleotide messenger RNA. Lineage: Eukaryota; Viridiplantae; Streptophyta; Magnoliopsida; Malpighiales; Salicaceae. The record is from the annotation of a GenBank genome assembly.